This is a messenger RNA of Pyricularia grisea, 1374 nucleotides long. RefSeq lists its product as uncharacterized. Gene Ontology annotation, biological process: tRNA thio-modification; protein urmylation. Bases 152 to 544 code for a protein of 130 amino acids. The transcript has 3 exons. The record is from RefSeq and is a predicted model, not a curated record. Gene Ontology annotation, molecular function: protein tag activity. Lineage: Eukaryota; Fungi; Ascomycota; Sordariomycetes; Magnaporthales; Pyriculariaceae. Gene Ontology annotation, cellular component: nucleus; cytoplasm.
CAUCACCAACAAAUCUUCACGACCCUACCUUGCCUACCUUACCUAGGUAGCUUUUACUUUUGACUUCCCGCAUCCCCCGCCUUCUAGAGCAACAAAUUGAAGUCAGCCACCACACACACAGACACACAGACACACGCACACCACCACCACCAUGCACCAGGUUGAGACAGUCUCGGCAGCGCCCGCAAGUCUUGGUGGUAGUGAUCAGGACGAUAUGACCACCCAACAGGCUCCCUCCCUGAACAUUGUCGUUGAAUUCUCGGGCGGCCUGGAAAUGCUGUUUGCCGACAGGCGUCGCCUCCAGCUCACAGUGCCCAAGUCCGACGACAGGGGCAAGCCACUUACCAUCGCCUCACUCAUUGACCACCUCUGCCAGCACGAGAUGAACGAUGGCCGCAAGGAUCUAUUCGUCCUGGAUGGUCACCUUCGUCCAGGUAUCCUGGUUCUCAUCAAUGAUGCCGACUGGGAAUUGGAGGGUGAGGAGGCCUACGAGGUCCAGAGUGGCGAUAACGUCCUGUUUGUGUCGACUCUGCAUGGAGGCUAGCUGCAAGCCUUGCAUGCUGCCUUGCUGUCCUGCUGCCCGGCGGACCAACCUACACACCCCCUCUGCUCGCUGCACUGGGCUAGGCUGAUCUUCGGGAGUCUUGAUGGAUGCCUACUUCGGGCAAUAUCUGCCAGGUCUAGUUGCUUUGCCUCUUUGCGCUUGUAACGAUACCUCGCCGUGUCUGGAUCCUUGGAAGCUAUAGUACUUAGUAUCUCUACGGUGACAGACGAUGACAAGCAGGGACCCGAGAUCAUCACAUCCCCCGUACAACGCAUAGGAUGCCCCCUGCAACCCAAUCAAGCCAGGCCAACCCAGUACCGGACUUGGAAAAGGGGGUGUGUGAGGUACAUGGCCAACAAACCUCGCAGCCUUGCUCAAGAUCCUGCACCGUGACUUUUACUAGUUCAGCCACCUCGCCAGCAGCCAAGAUCACAAUCUUAUGCACCAGGAGCGAACCAAAGCAUCCUAGACACUGGUCAUUCCUUCUCCAUGGGGGAGAGGCACGGGGGUCCUGAAUGGUUGUCGGCUGGCACAAGACCCCAGCGGGCCGGAGACCUGUCAUAUUUUGACAAUUUGUGGCGCCCGUAGGCUCUUGAUCCGUGCCAGCCGUGCCAUGACCAACGCCUUAGACGUCCUUUGUGUCGGGCCUUGGGGUGGGCUUCCAGAAUAAGGGGGCUGCGAUGGUUCAGCAGAUGAGAAGCAAUAUAACGCCUUCUUCAAGGGUUUGUAGCCGGGCUCUCCCCUGACGAGGUGGCUUGAUUCGCUAUCAACGAGACUGGAAUAUUUAAUUGGUUCUUGCACCUUGUAUGGCAGUCGCCGCUAAUGGCAGC